Molecule: messenger RNA, 1453 nt
Organism: Batrachochytrium dendrobatidis JAM81
Lineage: Eukaryota; Fungi; Chytridiomycota; Chytridiomycetes; Rhizophydiales
Exons: 2
Coding region: 398-724 (108 amino acids)
Source: RefSeq, a predicted model, not a curated record
ACAUUAGUUUUUGCGACCGAGUGUUACUUUCAAUAGAUUGCAGUUCACCGUCCAGCCCGAGUUUUGGUAAAGUACAAUCCGAAUUGAUCAGACUGGUUUUCUUCAAUCCCUCGUUUGAUCUGGAUUCAUAUUUUUGCUGCGCAAGUUGCACAGAGCUUUCGCUACCUUGUUUGGUAUCCAAAUCCUUGCGUGAUCCAGUAGCUUUUUUUGGUAACUUUGGUAAUGACGACAUUAAAGCUGCUGCAGAUAUAUCAUUUUGUUUAUCGCACUUCCAUUCUGCCAAGGUUUUUGGCGAAUUAGCAUUAAAUAUGGCUGGAUAGACAUUGACGUUGAGACAAUCGAGAUAGUAAGCAUUUUUGGAAAUUUGGAAUCUGAUGUGUUCACAUUCAGAUAUAUAAUGCUGCAUUUUAAUCUAAAAUUCAACAUAGAUAUAAGAUCAGCAUCAUGCAUAAAAAUUAAAGCACAUUACCUCGGCUUUGAGUUGAAGCCUCAAACUAGCCAGCGAUUGUCCAACUCGAUCAAUCAUAUCAAAGUCAUCCAGAUAUGCAGCAAAAUCAAUAUUAAAUUGACUCACACUAUUUCCUGUUUCUGUUUGCACUCGCUCAAUCUCUUCAUCAAAUGCCUUGCGCCAAUUUUCCAAUUCUUGAGAAACAGUAUCUGGAUCUGCCAUCCGAAGAUCUUUAAGAAUUUGCCACGCAGCAGCAUGGUUUCCUACCACCCUUGAUUUAAGGAUUGCAGCCUUUUCAUGAUCAAACAUAUUUGUAGCCGCCAAUAAACAUUUUUUGAGUGAUGUGGAAUGCAAUCGCAUUUGAUUGUGAAAAUCUGUUUGAAGUUUGCGCAAUUCACUGCGUGAUUGGACUUUUUCCAUUUUUGUAGCCAAAGGUGCGAUGACGAGUGUGGAAAACUCCACGGAUAUGGCGAUUAGUCUUUGGAUCUCUGCUGCAUAUUUAUUUUGAAGUGUAUUGAUUUUUUGAAACAGCACACAUGCUUCAUUUUCGUGGGAUGUUCGUAAAUGCUUCAACAGAUCAAGCCGAGACUGUGCAAGCGUGAACACCUUGUGAAGACGCUUUUCGUAUUCAAUGAUCUCCAGAUUUCGAGCUGAUGUUAGUAUCUCAAGCUUUUUUUUAAUCCGCUCAGUGAUAGAUUGGUUAACACUCAUUUCCCAAGAAAGCUGAUCAUUUUGUGUAGUUUGCUCAAGGUACAAACGCAAAUCGCGUAAUAACUCGGUGGGUAUAUGCGGAAUUUGAACCGCAUGGUCAAUAUCAUUUACACUGGUAGCUAAAUCAGUAUUUGAAAUAUACGUUGAAGCAUUCAAAUCAGAUGGAAAAUCCAUAUCAGCAAGAAAUAAAACAGCAUCAAAACGCAUGGUAUAUUCAGUGCCAUCCAAUAAAGUUGGCUUGAGUACUGCACAAUCAAGCUUGUUUUCUAUAUCCAAGUCCUCUUUUGCAUGUUG